AUGAGGGUGGGAGCUGCAGCCCUGUCUGGGGGCAUUUUUGGGGUAAUAGGGACUCUGUGUUUCUUCCUGGCAUUUGGUACUGACUACUGGCUGGUCGCAAGCGACAACUGCGGACCAUAUAGAUGGCCAACACAAACGACACCGAUGGGAGACAAAGAUGCCAACAGGACUGAGAUGCUGUUGGUGGAAGAAGGGAGUACCUCCCCUCCUUCCCUCACGCUGCACCACGAGGGCUUUUUCUGGCGCUGUGCGUUUCAGGUGGAGCCCACGACGCACGCAGUCCUGGCCACUCUCUUCACAAACCAGCCAGAGUCUAAGGUUUGCAUCCACGGUUACCUCUUCCCGCUACCGGUUGCAGUUGGACAAGUCCCUCAUCCAAAUUAUGACCCCACAGCAGUGUUUCGGGGCUUCUGGACCGUGCUGAUAAUCCUCGGACUCGUCUUAGCUCUGACUGGAGGCUUCCUCUUGGUCUGUGGCGUUCCUUUCAUCAGCUACAAACUCUACAAGUUGGGCGGGGCCUUCCUCUUAGCUGCUGCCUGCCUGUUCCUGUUCACGAUUCUGCUCUACGUGCUGUGGAUGGAGGUGGUGGAUGUGAAGAGCUACAUCCUUCAGGAGAGAGGGGAAACAUGUCCGAACGCUGAGGUUUCAGUCCUCUACGGCCUGUCAUUCAUGGUGGCGGCUGCCGGAGUGCCCCUGGAGCUCAUCUCUGGUUUGGUCUUCUUGCUGGUGGGCCGUGCAAUUCAUGCCAGCAAGUGA
Molecule: messenger RNA, 756 nt
Organism: Pelmatolapia mariae (spotted tilapia)
Lineage: Eukaryota; Metazoa; Chordata; Actinopteri; Cichliformes; Cichlidae
Product: transmembrane protein 182-like
Exons: 5
Coding region: 1-756 (251 amino acids)
Cellular component (GO): membrane
Source: RefSeq, a predicted model, not a curated record